Messenger RNA from Penicillium cosmopolitanum, 1017 nucleotides. Its product is annotated as Elongator subunit IKI1. Gene Ontology annotation, molecular function: tRNA binding. The record is from RefSeq and is a predicted model, not a curated record. The transcript is spliced from 3 exons. NCBI's taxonomy places the organism in Eukaryota, Fungi, Ascomycota, Eurotiomycetes, Eurotiales, Aspergillaceae. Bases 1 to 1017 code for a protein of 338 amino acids. Gene Ontology annotation, cellular component: cytosol; nucleus; elongator holoenzyme complex. Gene Ontology annotation, biological process: tRNA wobble uridine modification.
AUGGCCCCAAUCAACCUGUCCCAUCGGCGGACGCAUAAUCUUUUACUUAUUUCCAAAUUGCUCAAUUUGAGAGAUACCGCGUCGCCGUUUACCCUGCUGCUUGACUCGUUGGAGCAGCCGGCGACACCCUUGCUCAAAGAAUAUAUCAGACGUGCGAAGCUCUCCAAAGUCCAUGUCACUCUCAUUUCAUUCGAAACGCUCCGCAAACCAGAUGGCGUCGAUGCAUUCAUUUCCGCUCGCCGCAAGAGUCCGGCGGAUAUCAUGUCCGAAGUAGCUUCAGCAUACCAGCCUGCUAAACAGAAUGGUCCACCGCAACGCCGCCUCAUCCUAAUCGACGCCAUAAACCCACUUCUAAGCUCCAAAAAGCCAGACCCAACCUUCCAACUAGCCUCCUUCCUAGGAUCAUUCAUCACACCCCGAGAUCCAUCAACACCCAAAGCCGACGCCUCACUAGUGGUAGCAUACCACACCGACAUCCCAGGCCUACUACCAGUGCACCAACAAGCGCCAAACCCCUACAAACCCGCCCACCUCUCCAUAUUAACCUACCUCGCCACAAGCAUAAUAACCCUACACUCAUUCUCGCACAUCCUCGCGCAAAAAGCAGCGCGGGACCGAAGCCUCGUCGCCCCAGUCUUCGGCCUGGACGAAGAACAAGAUGGCGUCAUCCUCGGACGUCUGGAUAAAUUGACCGGGACAGGUGCUGCGGAGGGGAUUGUGCUUGAACUGGAACAUCGGCGGAAGAGUGGACGCGGUGUGUUGGAGUGGUAUAUUCUUCCUCCUGCGUCGCGGUAUGCGGCGUCACAUGUUAAGGAGGUUGUUACGCUUUUGGAUGAUAAUGUUCUUUAUAAUCCGCCUAUGGAGCUAGAUGAUCGUGCGGAAGAUGAGGAGCCGAAGUCGACGUUUGAGCUUGGGCUUACGGAUCGACAGAGGCGGGAUAGGGAGGGGGUUGUUUUGCCUUAUUUUGAUGCGCAGUAUGGGGAUGGGCCUGGGGAGGGGGGGGAGGAUUCUUUAUGA